UCAUGGAGACGAAAGGCGGCCGGGGGGUGGUGGAGUCGCUGUAUGACGCUUUGUCGAGAGGGGACGCGGCGGCGGCGGAGGCCGCGAUGGCGGAGGACGUGGAGUGGUGGUUCCACGGGCCGCGGCGGUGCCAGUACAUGCGGCGGGUGCUGACGGGGGAGGCGGACGAGCGGGGUGGGUUCCGCUUCCGGCCGCGGAGAGUGACGGCGGUAGGAGGGCCGUGGGUGGUGGCGGAGGGGUGGGAAGGGAAGCACGCCUAUUGGGUCCACGCGUGGGCCGUCGAGCAUGGCGUCAUCACGCUCUUCAGGGAGUACUUCAACACUUCCCUGACGGUGAUCAGCCACGGCCAGCUUCGUGGUGGUGGCGCUGCGUCUUCGACGUCGGCGGUGGGGCAGAUGGGGGCCGGCGGUGGGGCAUUGUGGCAGAGCGAGGCCCCUGAGCGGGAGGGCCGCCGGUCUCUCCCUGGGCUUUUACUGGCCAUUUAAUUAAUCACUUAGAAUAUUGGUAAUCUUAUAUAUAUUUAUAUUUAUAUUUAUAUUAACGCGUGUUGCACGCUUGCACU
This is a messenger RNA of Zingiber officinale, 562 nucleotides long. Its product is annotated as wound-induced protein 1-like. The coding region runs from base 3 to 485 and encodes 160 amino acids. The transcript has a single exon. NCBI's taxonomy places the organism in Eukaryota, Viridiplantae, Streptophyta, Magnoliopsida, Zingiberales, Zingiberaceae. The record is from RefSeq and is a predicted model, not a curated record.